AGAAGGUCAAACUAACUAUUGGCUUGCUGCUCAGUUAGUUUUUGCUAAACGUUCGUAAUGCUUGUGAACAUUUGCAAAUGACUCGAAUAUUAUGAAGACAACUCAAGAUAUUGCAUAUGUUAUCUGUUACCUUAAACCUGAUAUCACAUUAUACCAGAAAAUGCUGGUAUUAUGUUGGGCGAAGACCAAGAAUAUGUUUUUCUGUGAAACUGUAACGAUGACUUCAUUUUUAUUAUGGUUAAUAAAUUACAGUUGGUGGUUGGCGAGACUUGCAAUUGAAAAAUGUAAUAUUGCUUUAAAUACGUUUGACCAAAAACUGAAUUCGAUUGAUUCAGAAGUGGAUGGUCCCAAAAGAUGUGAAGUUAAAUGUGAUGUAUUAUAUGACCCGGGAAUUGAAUCAACUUUCAUGGACGUAGUUUUUAUACACGGACUGAAGGGUGACAAACUUAAGACUUGGAACCAAGGUGUGUGGAAACAAGUGGAUCAAAAGCCUGAGCCUGUGGUUGUCAGGAACUCCGGAUUAUCCACAAUAAAUCAAUUUGAAAGAUUGACAAUCAACGAGGAGAUUAAAGAGUUUACUAAUUGCUGGCCUAGAGAUUGGCUGCCACUAGAUUGUCCAUAUGUUCGAGUUAUUUCGAUUAGCUACAGUACCGACCCUUAUUUGUGGAGACCUAUAUGGUUAAGCAAACCAAUUAGAACAACCAUGAAAGACAGAGGAUUGGAAAUGAUAUCACUUUUAAGAAAUGUACGUGUUGGACAGCAUCCCAUUACAUGGGUUGGUCACUCUAAAGGGGGAUUGUUCAUAAAACAAAUUCUAGUGCAUGCUAAUGAAAACCAGCAAACCCGCAAAAUUAUAAAAAAUACCAGAGGGAUAUUAUUUUAUAGUGUUCCCCAUAACGGUUCUCCUUUGGCCAAUAUAAAAUUACCACUGUUUCAACGAUCAAUUGAAUUACAAGAGUUAGUAAAUGAUUCACAAGAUAUACAAAAACUUCAAAAAACAUUUCAUGAAAUAAUGAACAAUAAUAGACAAAUACAAGUGAAAAGUUUUAUCGAAACCAAGUUAACACUGAUGAAGCUAAUUUAUUUAAGAAUUGUUUCUAUACAGUCUGCAGAUCCAGGAUUUGGAGAUUUAUAUGGUGUUCCAUUGGAUCAUCGAAAUAUUUGUAAACCAAAAAAUCGGAAUUGUUUUCUAUAUCAAGAGCUGGUUAAUAUGAUACAAUCAUUAAAGCAAUCAACAGUAGAAGAAAUAGAGUAAAGAAUAAUUAAAAUAAUUUAUAUUAUACAUAAAAAGUAAACAAGAGAUCAUUAUACAUCAUAAAUACCAAUA
Molecule: messenger RNA, 1327 nt
Organism: Melanaphis sacchari
Lineage: Eukaryota; Metazoa; Arthropoda; Insecta; Hemiptera; Aphididae
Product: protein SERAC1
Exons: 7
Coding region: 92-1255 (387 amino acids)
Source: RefSeq, a predicted model, not a curated record